AUGCAAGAACUGAAGGGCAAACUAAGUCCCUGCUCCAUCACUUCCUGUCCCAGGUCGCCGCGCCGGACAUUUUCCCCAAGCGCCUUCCUGACACAGCGCGCAAGCGGCCUGGGCCGAAGCUCUCGCAUCCUCCAGGCGCAGCGACCCCGCCCGCCCCGCAGGCGCCAGGGCGUUGCCUGGCAACUUAGCUGCGAGGGGAUUGGCCGCGCGGGACCCCGUGACCAUCCCGGGGAACACGCAUUUCCUGCGGCCCCGGAAGUGGCGGUAAUUCCAGGCCCUGCCCACGGCAGAGGCGGAAGCGGAGUCGCCCUGAGAGGUCUCCAGUCGCUGCAGGCGCCUCAGCCCAGCCGCGCGCCUUGGCCUAUGGCCGCCUACUCCUACCGCCCCGGCCCCGGGGCCGGCCCUGGCCCUGCUGCGGGCGCGGCGCUGCCGGACCAGAGCUUCCUGUGGAACGUCUUCCAGAGGGUUGAUAAAGACAGGAGUGGAGUGAUAUCGGACACCGAGCUUCAGCAAGCUCUCUCCAACGGCACGUGGACUCCCUUUAAUCCAGUGACUGUCAGGUCGAUCAUAUCCAUGUUUGACCGUGAGAACAAGGCCGGCGUGAACUUCAGCGAGUUCAUGGGUGUGUGGAAGUACAUCACGGAUUGGCAGAACGUCUUCCGCACGUACGACCGGGACAACUCUGGGAUGAUUGAUAAGAACGAGCUGAAGCAGGCCCUCUCAGGCUACCGGCUCUCUGACCAGUUCCACGACAUCCUCAUUCGAAAGUUCGACAGGCAGGGACGGGGGCAGAUCGCCUUCGAUGACUUCAUCCAGGGCUGCAUCGUCCUGCAGAGGUUGACGGAUAUAUUCAGACGUUAUGACACGGAUCAGGACGGCUGGAUUCAGGUGUCGUACGAACAGUACCUGUCCAUGGUCUUCAGUAUCGUAUGACCCUGGCCUCUCGUGGAGAGCAGCACGACAUGGAAAGAGCCAAAAUGCCAAAGUUCCUGUCUGUGAGGGAAUGGAGCACAGGUGCAGUUAGAUGCUGCUCUUCCUUUAGAUUUUGCCACGUGGGGACCCAGCUGUACAUAUGUGGAUAAGCUGAUUAAUGGUUUUGCAACUGUAACAGUAGCUGUAUCGUUCUAAUGCAGACAUUGGAUUUGGUGACUGUCUCAUUGUGCCAUGAGGUAAAUGUAAUGUUUCAGGCAUUCUGCUUGCAAAAAAAUCUAUCAUGUGCGUUUCUAGAUGUCUCUGAUUCUAUAGUGGAAAUGCUUUUAUUAGCCAAUAGGAAUUUUAAAAUAAUGUGGAACUUACACAAAAGGCUUUUCAUGUGCCUUACUUUUUUAAAAAGUUUAUUGUAUUCAUUGGAAUAUGUGACGUAAGCAAUAAAGGGAAUGUUAGACGUGU
Messenger RNA from Symphalangus syndactylus (siamang), 1389 nucleotides. It is a transcript of the gene PDCD6, whose product is annotated as programmed cell death 6. NCBI's taxonomy places the organism in Eukaryota, Metazoa, Chordata, Mammalia, Primates, Hylobatidae. The record is from RefSeq and is a predicted model, not a curated record. Gene Ontology annotation, molecular function: calcium ion binding.